AUGCAGUCUUCGAUCAACCUUCCUCUCACUUGGCCCACAGGCAUUCUCGAUGAUGAUGGGGCAGAGCAAGAACUCGAAGCUUACCCUUUCGAAGAUCUUGAGCGCAACCCGGACGUUUGCAAGUUCCUCGAAACCUGGAGAGUCCACCAUGGGCUUCGACAUCCGGACUUUGCACCAGUCGGCCCAGAUGCUUUACAUGCUAAACAUUGGACAAGGCCAGUUGAGAUUACUCGCGAUGAUCUACAGGGCGACCGAUUUGACGCUCAGGGCAUCAACUGGGAAAGACUUGGUACAACGAGAAGUGCUGCCCGGCAAGCUCGCGGCAAGCUUUACACAAAUUAUACGAACCUUAGAAAUGUGUACCCGUCCAAGUAUGCUCAAGAUCUUCCUGAAACAGAAAACUUUUUCCAAUUUCGGCGCAUGGAUACCACGAAGCACCCUUCCCUGACUCAUUUUCAACUUCGGAACCUAAUAUGUGCAUCAUCGAAAAAUGACGUGUACUACGCCGGCAAGUCGAGAGUCUAUAGCAUGAAUCCGAGCAUUCAAAAGGAAACUUGUGUGAUGGAUCUUACGAAACCUUCUAUCAGUACUAUUUACCCUGGCGGGCUUCGAAUCUCGACCAUAUCGGCGAGUGACGGAGUUUUGAUUGCCGGCGGGUUUGGUGGUGAAUAUGCAAUGACCACCUUGCAUUCCAAUUAUGAUGAAGCUCAUGUGGAAGGGCUCGUGAGCCGGGAUGACAAGGGCAUUACAAACCACGUUCAUACAUUUCUUGAUCGCUUCAACUCACACCCGAAUGCCGUUUUCUCCUCGAAUGAUGGCAAGAUUCGCGUGCUUGAUUGCUAUUCCAACAGAUUCAUUCGAGAGCAUUCUUACGGAUAUCCCAUCAAUUGCUCCGCAACGAGUCCAGACGGCCGCUUGCGGGUCGUCGUCGGAGACGACACUGCUGUGACAAUUAGCGAUGCUGAGACUGGCGAAACGAUUGAAGCACUUCGGGGCCACCGUGAUUACGGUUUUGCUUGCGCGUGGGCCGAUGAUGGAAUCCAUGUUGCCACGGGGAAUCAGGAUACGCAAGUGUACAUUUAUGAUGCUCGAAUGUUCCGUCAUCCUCUGCAGAUAAUUGCAUCUGAAAUGGCCGGGGUUCGUGCUCUCCGCUUCUCUCCGGUCGGAGGCGGGCGGCGUGUUCUUCUCAUGGCCGAGCCAGCCGAUAUCGUUUCCGUUGUAGAUGCAGAAUCUUUUACAAGUAAGCAAAAACUGGAUCUGUUUGGAGAGAUUGGCGGCAUCAGCUUCACCCCAGAUGGUUCCGAGUUCUUCGUUGCGAACACGGACGAAAAGUUUGGCGGGAUUAUGGAGUAUGAGCGUGUUGGCUACGGGGCACAGUACGGCAUGAAGUACACACGACAGCGGGAAAUUGAAGAUUGCGGAGAUGCAUACUGGGAUGAAAAGGACUUUGAAUGGAUCCCUGACGAUGCCCUCUCCGACGACGAUCGUGUCAAGCGAGCUGGUGCGCAUCGUAGCCGUCGCGGCCUCGAUCUAGGAAACCUGGUGUACUAG
Molecule: messenger RNA, 1551 nt
Organism: Xylona heveae TC161
Lineage: Eukaryota; Fungi; Ascomycota; Xylonomycetes; Xylonales; Xylonaceae
Product: YVTN repeat-like/Quino protein amine dehydrogenase
Exons: 2
Coding region: 1-1551 (516 amino acids)
Molecular function (GO): protein binding
Source: RefSeq, a predicted model, not a curated record